CAAUCUUCGAGGUGAGUUGAAAAUUAAACACCUCGAGAAUGUUAAGGACUGGACCCAUAUGCAUCUGAAACGUAUGCAACUUCACACAUUGGGAUUGUUUAGGGGUGAUGGUGAUGAAGGUAAAUAAGUUAAACCAAAGCACAUCAAGACAAAUCAGACAAACCGAAGAACUAGAUGAAAAGUUGAUGGAAAGCCUUCAGCCUAACUACAAUAUAAGAAGGUUGUCAAUAAAUGGAUAUGUAGGACGCCAAUUCCCACACUGGAUGAAUCACUUUGAUAUCGGCAACUUGAGAGAACUUGAGUUAAUCAACUGCAAAAGAUGUGAAACUCUCCCCAAGCUUGGCCAACUUCCAAAACUUAAGUGUCUCAACAUCCAAGGGAUGGACAAAGUGGUGAAAAUCAAUGAUGAGUUCUCUGGUGGAGGAAUGAGGCCAUUUCCACCAUUGAAUGAACUAAUCCUUCGAGACUUUCCUGAACUUAGAACUUGGGAAAGCAUGGGUUCAACAGAAGCUUUCCCUCGCCUCAAGCGACUAUCCAUCAUGAAAUGUCCAUUAUUAAAAACAAUGCCAUGGUUUCCAACUCUUCAACGCUUAGUGGUGCAGGACUGUGAUCCAUUGUUGCUUAGAUCAGCAGCAGAGCUGAGAACACUUUCGACACUUGUUAUUGACUCUUUUCGAGAGUUCGGUUUCUUCAUACCAAAAGUACUGCUGGAAAACUGUUGCUUUCUUAUUUCUUUGACAGUUACCUCUUGUCCCAGCCUUGAAACAUUGCCAGCUAAUUUGGGGAAAAUCAGAGGUCUGAAGUCAUUGAAAAUUGCUUUUUGCGAGAUGCUAGAAAGUUUGCCUGAUGGAUUCACAAAUCUCAUCUCUCUAGAGACACUGGAUAUUAUCGAGUGUCCUAGAUUAAGUACACUGCCAGAGCAAAGCUUAGAAAGAUUGAGCUCACUCCGAUCACUUUCUAUUGAAAACUGUGCGGGCUUGACUUCUUUGCCAACAGGAAUGCAACAUGCCACGGCCCUUGAGCGCCUAACAAUUAUGUUUUGUUCGAAUCUGGCUUCUCUACCAGAUGGUCUGCAAAAUCUCUUGGCACUUAAGAGCUUGACCAUUUUAAGUUGCCAACAAUUAGCAUCUCUGCCAGAAGGAGUUGAACAUAUGAAGAUGCUACAAAAUCUGGAAAUUCGUAUCUGUCCAAAACUCAUGGCACUGCCAAAGGUAAACAACCUCGUUUCACUAAAAUCUUUGGCAAUUUCAGACUGUCAAAAUAUAAAUUCUCUUCCAGAAGGCAUUCAGCAGCUCAAACAACUUCAACACCUUUCCAUUAAAGAUUGUCCUGAACUUGAAAAACGAUGCAAGAGAGGGGAAGGAGAGGAUUGGCAGAAGAUAUCUCACAUCCCAUAUGUUUAUGUGGGAACAUCAAUACCUGGAAACAGACAGGACACUGGAGCCAGCUCCUCAAGUUCAUAGGUAACACCAGGGCGGCAAGAAGAUACAGUAGUAUCUGUUUGGAAUGUCAUUCAUUUCCAUUAUUUAUCUGCUUCUGCGAUUUACUUGGACUAUAGCAUACAAAAGAGGAGGAGGCUAAAUUUUAUAUUUUAUGGAUUUUGGUUCCACUGGGUUUGCUAGUUUGCUAGACAUUAAUGGGUUUCACUCUGCGUUGUGCAGGUUCUUAUUAGGUUAUUACAGUAUUUGUAGUAGUAGUCUUGUGUGCGGAACAAUUUUCCUUGUUUUGGGCCAUCCGGCUGCAAACUUGUAUUAGGUUAUUUGUAAAACUUGUUUAGCACCAUGAGUAAUCAAUUUCCCAAUCUGGUUAUGGGCCAUCUUUUAGACCACGAAGGUAGUGGCAUUUUUCUUGUGCCAAUAAAGGAU
Messenger RNA from Durio zibethinus, 1865 nucleotides. NCBI's taxonomy places the organism in Eukaryota, Viridiplantae, Streptophyta, Magnoliopsida, Malvales, Malvaceae. The record is from RefSeq and is a predicted model, not a curated record.